Messenger RNA from Magnolia sinica, 1081 nucleotides. RefSeq lists its product as uncharacterized. The record is from RefSeq and is a predicted model, not a curated record. Bases 2 to 391 code for a protein of 129 amino acids. Lineage: Eukaryota; Viridiplantae; Streptophyta; Magnoliopsida; Magnoliales; Magnoliaceae. The transcript is spliced from 2 exons.
CAUGGCCGCUGAUCUUUCUAAGCUCCACUCGCCCACUCUCCACGGCCCCACCAUCCGUACGAUCGCAUCUCCUUACCCGCCAUCACCUUCCAACCAUCUCAGCAACCGCCCUUUCCACUUCCCAACUUUCACUCCCCGACAAAUCCCAUCCCUUCAUCACCACUCCCACAAAACCCCACGACCGGGUGCUGAAGAUCACAGCCGCCCACUUCAACAUCUCAUUCCCACCGCUCAUCUCUCCUCACGAUCAUUGGAGAAUAUGGACCUCGCUCUUCAUAGCUGGUGCAUUCGGCCUCUGGCCGGAGAAGACGAAAGUGCGGAGUGCGCUGAGCGGCGCCCUGGUCAGCACUCUGGUGGCGCUUGCCACGACCAACCUCAGCAUCAUUGCUAGUGAGGUCCCGGUGUAUUCUGAUGUCUUGGAGUAUCUGCUGCCCAUCGCCAUUCAUUUGCUGCUCUUCAGAGCAGAUCUGCGUCGCAUCCUGCAGUCCAUCGGGGCGCUGCUUUUGGUCUUCUUGCUUGGAUCAGGUUACUCUUAAUAGCGAAUGGUAGGUCUUUUGAUAGUGCUUUACUUUGGAAAUCUACCAAAAUUGUAUAUGCCAGCGUGGCCCCACCAUGAAGAUCACCUCGUGCAGACAUUAGGUUGGUACACUUGUCAGGUGGGCCACACAUGUACAUCAAUUUUAGACUGUUGUCAGUUCUGAUCUAAAUCUCCAGUGUUUCUUUAUGUGGGACUAUUUUAAAACCAUAAGUAGAUUCUAAGAGGAUAAGGUCUUUCAUUAGAUGUUUCUUUUAUAAUUAGAAUUAAGGAGACAGGAAAUUAUUAAAAAGGGAAAGUAAAAAACAAUGAUAAAAGAAGGGUAAAAGAUAGGAUUGAAGAACGUUUCAAUGUCGCUACCAUACUAUUAUAUCAGUUUGCAAGUGUUGAUCUAACACAUAUGGCAGGGUGGUACUUCAGAGAGAGAGGUUUCAAAGGUAGGUGCUUGGUCACCACCGUACGAUGGUGGGCCCAUUCUGAGAUUUAAAUCUGCCACAGUUUGGGCAUGAAAAUGGGUGGACGAUGUGAGCAUCACAUACAUCAGCG